Molecule: messenger RNA, 1455 nt
Organism: Seminavis robusta
Lineage: Eukaryota; Bacillariophyta; Bacillariophyceae; Naviculales; Naviculaceae
Source: the annotation of a GenBank genome assembly
AUGUUGCCCACGGUGCUCUACUCUGCCUUUGCGAGUAGCUGUGUAAUGAUGAUGUGGCUGCCCAGCAGUAGAGCAUUCUCCCGUCGAGAGGCAAUUGGCAGAAUCCGGUCUCGUCUGUUUCAGUCGAGCAGCAGCAGCAGCGUCAAUUCCUUUUCCUUGGCAUCUCGCCUAGAUGGACUCGACAAACCGACCGUGUGGCACGAAUUCACGCCAUUGGCCAUUGAACACAAUGCCGUCAAUUUGGGACAGGGCUUUCCAGACUGGGAUCCACCGGCAUUUGCAGUGGAAGCCAUGCGACGUGCCACGGAUCCAUCGUUGGGUCGUCAUGCCAAUCAAUACGCGCGAAGUUAUGCCCAUUUGCCAUUGGCACAAGUCUUGGCGGAAGACUACAGUCAACGCUUUGGCCGUGACAUUAAUCCAGAGACACAAAUUGCCACGGCAGUGGGCUGUACCAAUGCUCUCUACUGUUCCUUGCAAGGACUCGUCAAUCCAGGAGAUGAAGUGCUGCUGCUCGAACCUGCCUUUGAUAUAUACAUGUCCUCCGUCCAAAUGGCUGGAGGAGUUCCCGUUUAUUGCCCCCUACGACCAUCCACGGACGACGAAAGCACCAUGAAGAGUGCCUCUCUGCAUUUUACAUUGGAUUUGGACGAACUGGAAGCCAAAUUGACCAGCAAAACCAAAGUGCUGCUCUUGAAUACACCUCACAAUCCAACCGGAAAAAUGUUCUCUCGAACCGAACUAGAAGGAAUUUCCAAAUUGCUGGAAAAGUAUCCUCACGUGACGGUGCUUUCCGAUGAAGUCUACGAACACAUUGUCUUUGAUACAGAGACCGAACCGCACAUUUCUCCUGCCACAAUUGAUGGCUUGUGGGAGAAAACGUUGACAUUGAGUAGUUCUGGCAAAACGUUUUCCUGUACGGGAUGGAAAGUGGGCUGGGCAGUCGGCCCCCCUCAUUUGGUCAAGGCACUCAGUGCCGUACAACAAUGGGUCAACUUUUCCGCACCCACUCCCAAUCAAGAUGCCAUUGCUCAGUCGCUCCUCAUUGCCAAACAAGAAGCGUACGAGGGAUAUCCAUCCUUUUACGACUAUUUGGCCGCCGAUUACAAGAGAAAACGCGGAUUGCUGACCGACGCACUGCAAUCGGCCGGAAUGACUCCCGUGAUCCCACCCGGUGGUUUCUUCAUCAUGGCGGAUACAUCGCACAUUAGUGAUUUUGACUAUGAUCCUACCCAGGUGACCCCGGCAACUCCCACAUCCACCAUGCCACGCGAUUGGGCUCUCAGUCGGUGGUUGACCCAAACGGUCGGAGUUACCGCCAUUCCACCCAGUGCCUUUUAUUCCGAACCCAAUGUCCCGUUGGCGAAAAACUUGUUGCGAUUUGCAUUCUGCAAGGGCGAUGACACCAUAUUGGAAGCGCACAAGAGAUUGGAAGCCUAUUUUGGAAAAACUAGCUAG